AGACCUGCUUUUGAGACGUUGAAUUGAACAAGCGCGCAUCAGAGCGCCAAAGACAUCUCGAGGUAUUUUUUCAUACAUUUUCAACAGGUGCAAAUCCUCAAGGCUAAAGUGAGAUUAAUAAUUUAUCAAUUGGCCAUUUGGAUUGUAAAGUAUUUUCUCAGCAUUAUAUCCGAUCAAGGCUGUUGUCUGGUGGUAUAGGGGGGAGCUUUAGCCAUCGGAGCGGAGGGAGGACCAUGCUGUCUCUAAGCUGUGCAGACCCCUGGCCCGAGGGCUCGGUGGGGCUGGAGGAGGAAGUGGUGACUGCCGCUGCUCAUUCUGAGGAGCUGGACCUGAACGACAGCUCAGCCUCAGCAGGCUCCAGCAGCACUGGGGGCUCUGACAACCUGGAUGACAGCCUGACCAGCCUGCAGUGGCUGCAGGAGUUCUCUAUUCUCAAUGCCAAUGGGCCUCAACAGGCUCCUCUCUCCACUCACCACCAGCCUCACUUCUUCGGCCAUCAGCAGCUGGGCUCCGAGGCUCCCGCUUCCCCUCUGGCUGGUGACCCUGCAUCCAUGGGGAUGCCCCUCACCCCAGGCAAGCCUACAGCAGCAGCCUAUUGUAGGAUGCAGUCACUGUCAGCCCUCCCUAGCCUGGUGUCCCAUGGUCACUGCCCUGAUGAGGUGGACUACAAGACAAACCCUCAUAUCAAACCACCUUACUCCUACGCCACACUCAUCUGUAUGGCCAUGCAGGCCAGUAAGAAGACCAAGAUCACCCUCUCCUGCAUCUACAAGUGGAUCACUGACAACUUCUGCUACUUCCGCCAUGCUGACCCCACCUGGCAGAACUCCAUCCGGCACAACCUGUCUCUGAACAAGUGUUUCAUCAAGGUUCCGCGGCAGAAGGAUGAGCCAGGGAAGGGGGGCUUCUGGAAGAUCGAUCCCCAGUACGCAGAGCGCCUCCUCAACGGGGCCUACAAGAAGAGGGGGAUGCCCCCUGUCCAGAUCAACCCUGCCCUGCAGAACAGGCUUAGGGCCAACCCCCAACCCCUGCCCAGGGGCCUCUGCAACCCCACAGGCAGCCAGAGUGGGCUGUGUGUCAAUCCAGAGGCUCAGCAGCUCCUGAGAGAGUUUGAAGAGGCCACUGGAGCCGACCAGAACUGGGACCCCUGUCUGGCCGAAGGCACCAUGCUGGGGGCAUGGCCCAUGAGAAAGGGAGGCCCUGGACACAAGAGGAAACACACACUGGGCUCCAGGACUGCCAUGGUCAAAGUCCCCUGGCGCUCCAGCUCUCCUUUGCUGUCUGUGGAGGAGUAUAGGGAACUGGGCUCCCUGAAGGGGAAUUUUGACUGGGACGCCCUCCUGGAUUCUGCGCUGAGCGGGGAGCUGAGUCUGGACGGAGGGGAUCCACUGAGCCCCAUCCCCCAGGAGGAGGACCUGAUGGUGCGGGGGACCCACAUCUGUCCCCUGGAGGCCCCCGCAGGGACAGCAGACAGCAGCCACGUGCUGGCGGAGACCCAGAGGAGCAGCGGAGCAGACUUUGAGGAGACCUUCCUGGCCACAGCAUUCCUGCAGAGCCCCUGGCCAGAGGAAGAGGAGCAGGGAUCUACCAACUUCCUGUGCAGCUCCACAGUCAACCUGGAGCAGCUCUUUGACCUGGGAGACUCCCUCGGAGGGGACCUCAGCAGUAAGAUAGAGUAUCUUCUCUAAAGACAUGUUCUCCAAUUCUUUGGCCUUCAAGACUCGUUGACUAUACUGUGAUGACACUACUAGAUUAUUGUUUAAAAAGAGAGGCACCACAUGAACUAAAAUGGACCUUUUACACAUACACGUUUUUAAGAUUUCUAGAUUAUGUUUUUUGAAAUUGGUACAAUAAUGGAUGACAUCAUUAAUACCUACAGAGCAAAAAUGCCACAAUGAACUGCAGCAUUCUAAAUGAUUACUGGACAAAAACUAUAUCAAACCUACUGUUGGGACCAUGACAUUGGAUAAUAGACAUUAUCAAUAAGACUUCGCUCACAAAGAGAAACAAAAUAUUCCUGUCUGAGGACAGGAAAACCACCAAUAUGUCUUUGUUUACAUUCUGAAUAUAUAUGUGGUAUUGAAUGGAUUUCAGGUUGACAUGGAUAGAGGAAUUGUCAUCCAGGCACAAGGUGAGCAACAGAACAUUGGAAUCGACAUUUUAGAAAUGUACAUUUAUUUUGCAUUAGAUGAAAUUACAAAAUAAGACUUUACAGUGACUGUACUCUUUGAAAGUUAUGGACAGUUUCGAGAUGCAAGGCCAAUAGCAAAUGAUGAGUUGGGGUGUUGUACCUGACAGUGAUGCAACGUUUUAGCUGCUUAAGAUUAGUUGGUUUAGCAUGCUGAAUAUUUCAUAAAGGUUUAGAUGAAUCCACCUCACAGGGAAUACUAUUAUUUGUUGUGAAGAUCUUUGGAAUGUAUGCAUCAGACUUCAGGAAUUUCGGCCCUGUACUGAAUUUUCUACUGAAAUGCUGAAUGAUCUGACUUUUAACGAUCUGUGGAUGCAUUUGGAUGAAAUUCUGAAAAUAGUGUCUAUUUAAUAUCAAUAUACAAUAUCUGUAACUGAAGUGAAAGGAAUACUAUGAUGAUCAAUGAAGAGAUAUUUGCCAAAUUACUACUAAUUAGAACACCUUUUAGACUUAAAAUAGUUUUAUGUGUGGGGUUUUCUAUAAUGACUACUUUGAAUGCAUUCUUUGAAUAAUGAGCUUUCCACUUUAAAUGUAUGCAGAACAAUUUAAAACAGAUUGUUUUUUAGCAAGCUUAGGAUUGUCAUAUUAUCAGCAGAGUGUAAAUUUAUAUUUAAUAAUCAUUAAUUCAACAAAUUUCAGUGAGUUAACCAGUUACAGAGAGCAGUAGAGGACAGAUCUGGAUGUCGUAAAGACAAGUUCAUUCCAAUGCAGAAUAGCUCAAGGCAAGCUUCUUUGCAAAGGUUUCAGUGGCUUGUCAAUGAAUACCCGACCUUCAGGUUAGAUGUGCAAAGAACAACACUUGGGACCAGAAGACCAGCAGUGUUAGAGGCUGGGUUUUCACCAAGGAAAGCUGAUGGAGGCCUAUUGGUCAACAGAAGGACACAAUGCAAAAAAGAUGACAUAAACAAGCAGGAAUUACAUGAACAAAUGUUGAGUUAUGAGAUAUUCUCUUGUUUUGUUUCAAGUCUACCUUUACCAGGAAAUUUCUGUCUUUCCUCUGGUCUUACUCAACCAAAUCACACGGUUUCAAGACAUGAGUGAGUCGUAAAGGUCAACUUAUGGGACAAAAAACAGUACAUUUUCAAACAGAAAUGGGGUGUACCUUUGGUGGUUCGUCAAAGUGUCAGUCUUGUCAUGCAUGCCGUGACCGAUGUAGACAGUUUGUUAGCUAAGAUACCCACUUUAGCUAGCCAGUAACUCCUCCAGUGUGUUGACGUCAUUUCACAGGAUUUGUGUUUGGAAAGAAGCUGUAGAGGUCGGUAAGAAAUGGCCCUUCUGUAGCCAAAUAUCUUAUUCAUAAAUUGUGGUUGUGUUUUUAAGCAUUAAAUGACCUAGUAUGAUGGUGCAUUGAUCAGUUAUACAGUUUAAAGCCGCUAUUUUUGUGUUUUUACCCAAAGUUGAAAUUUAACAUAUAUUAAAAUGUACUAAUAGUCGUUAUCUUGCAGAAUAACUACUCCUGGUUUAUUAGUGUUGUAAAUCCACCAUGAAGUGUGAAAGUGCAAUCAAUGUACAGUGAGUGAUACUUGGUCUAUUUUACAUUACAUUGAAGGUUAGUAAUGCAGUGGACUUCGUCAGACCCAGUUCAGGGUUUAUUGUGGUACGGUAUGGAUACAUCCUGAUGGAAGGAAACUCCUUUAAAAGUGAAUUAACUACUACAAUAUUUUGUCAGUUAUGUAUUAGCUCUUCCAAAACACUGGUCAUCCAAGUUGACCCUAUUGGCAUCAUACCUCAAGAUUUCUUUUUAUGGAGAUAUGCAUUCAUGUGUGCAUUCAUACUGUUUAUUUUUCUGUUUUUCCUUGACAAUAAAAAAACCUUCAAA
Messenger RNA from Oncorhynchus masou masou (cherry salmon), 4007 nucleotides. Its product is annotated as forkhead box protein J1-A-like. The coding region runs from base 234 to 1688 and encodes 484 amino acids. The record is from RefSeq and is a predicted model, not a curated record. NCBI's taxonomy places the organism in Eukaryota, Metazoa, Chordata, Actinopteri, Salmoniformes, Salmonidae. Gene Ontology annotation, molecular function: DNA-binding transcription factor activity, RNA polymerase II-specific; RNA polymerase II cis-regulatory region sequence-specific DNA binding. The transcript has 3 exons. Gene Ontology annotation, biological process: regulation of transcription by RNA polymerase II. Gene Ontology annotation, cellular component: nucleus.